AUGACUAGUCGCAGCCUCAUUGCGCUUCUCGCGUUCGGUGCCAGCUGCCUUUCGGUUCGCGCAGCACCGCAGUGGGAAGGCGCUGUUACUAUGGUUCGAGAUGUGGCAGUCACCUCGACUCUGCCUCCCGGUGAAGGAGGCUGUCCGGAGACCGCUGUGAAUGGCUGUAUUGUCACAACCGCUACGCAGCAGUCGGUCACCACUGUGACCAACACAUUCCCGGUCUCGGCUCCGAGCAACCUCACUACUUCCAGUUCGCAUACAUCAGCGUUGACGACCUCAGAAUCAUCGCUUCCCAGCAGCAUCCCGAUCCAGACUACUUCGGCCUCUGCUUCUAUCUCUGCUCCUGUCGCGCCCAGCAUACCGCCAUUGUCGACUGGCGCCACCACGCAGCAUACAUCUAAUGCGCCACUCGUUCCGUCGAUCGUCCCGCCACCAUUCCCAAACAGCACUUCUUCGUCUUGGACAAUUCCAAAUCUGCCGACUUCAUCUGGCCUGCUUCCUACCACCAGUAGCAGUCACUCUUUGUGGCCAACUUCUGCUGUGUCAUCUGCUCCGCUUACAACCUUGACUACGCGAAGCACUUCCGAGGUCGUCACAUCUGAGAUUCCGUUCGCCACUUCCAGUGUUCCCGAGCCCGAAGACACCUCCAGGAGCGUGAUCAUGUCGACUCAUUUUGAAACUGAGAUAUUGACCACGAAGACGACUACGACUGAUACGGAGUACCCGCCUGCCACCUCAGUCAUCAACAUCACUACAGGAGUCACUCGGACGGACACCAUCACGACCACAACCACAGACAGUCAGAUUCUUUCUCUGCCAUCUUGUGGCACUGGCGGGUUUGGGCCUGAUGGUCAAUACUACGGCGGUGCAUGCCCUUCGACUUUCGAAACGAUCACUACUUCGUCUUCGUCAAUCUCAGCAAGCGUGGACCCGAUCAACACCUCCACGACUUGCACGGAUGAGAUUUCGAAGGCCGGGCCAACUCAGCCAGUUACGACCAAGCCAUCGAUGAGUGCUGUCCCAGUAGUCGCCACCAAUUCUUCGACAUCGCUAUCCAUCUUGUCUUUCAGCUCCUCGGAGCCGUAG
This is a messenger RNA of Pseudocercospora fijiensis CIRAD86, 1089 nucleotides long. RefSeq lists its product as uncharacterized. Lineage: Eukaryota; Fungi; Ascomycota; Dothideomycetes; Mycosphaerellales; Mycosphaerellaceae. The coding region runs from base 1 to 1089 and encodes 362 amino acids. The record is from RefSeq and is a predicted model, not a curated record. The transcript is spliced from 2 exons.